Messenger RNA from Lethenteron reissneri (Far Eastern brook lamprey), 5187 nucleotides. Its product is annotated as transcription factor Sox-9-B-like. The record is from RefSeq and is a predicted model, not a curated record. Lineage: Eukaryota; Metazoa; Chordata; Hyperoartia; Petromyzontiformes; Petromyzontidae. Gene Ontology annotation, biological process: negative regulation of transcription by RNA polymerase II; morphogenesis of an epithelium. Gene Ontology annotation, molecular function: RNA polymerase II cis-regulatory region sequence-specific DNA binding; DNA-binding transcription factor activity, RNA polymerase II-specific. Gene Ontology annotation, cellular component: nucleus.
UUUGUGCGCGGCUCUGCAGGGUCGGAGAGACAGAGAGAGCGAGAGUGAGAGAGCGGAGCGAGCGCAGGGGCUGAGUCGUUACUCUCCCAUCGUUACCAUCGUCGGUAUCUUCAUUCGCCAUUGCUACGGUUCGGGCAGCAGUUCUUUUACACAGUGAGCGUCGAUGCCCUCCCCUCCCCGCGCGUUGACGCGACGUGUCAGCAGCACAGGCUAAGCUCUGCAUUGCAUCUCCAGCGCUGGGCACCCCUCCGUCCGCGCAGUCGGUCUUCGCUGCCUUGUCCCGCGAGAGAGGCGGCGUCGGAGCCAUCGACCGAGAGAUAGGCGCGCGCGCACCCACAGCGAGACACGCGCCGAGCGAAGCGUUAGCGAGAGAGAGAGAGAGAGGCAGCCACACACACACAGAGCCGCAGCAGCGCGCAGAGAGGGGGAGCGAGCGAUUGGAGCGAGCGAGCUAGCGUGCGAGCGAUGGCAGAGAAGCGACUGCACACCAUGCUGUCACACGUGCCGAGCCCGGACGUGUCCGACGUCGAGUCUGAGCCGUCGCUGCACGGAGGCUCUCUGAGCGGCGCUUCCGACAGCGACGAGAGCGGCCUGGGCAGCUACGGGGCCGGGAUGAGCGUCGGUGGCGGCGGCGGCGGCUUGGCCGGCAACGUUGGCGGGGUCGGCGGCCACGGGGUCGCGGGGUCCCGCAAGAGCGGCUGCGUGACUCGGUAUGACGACGACGAGAAGUUCCCGGACAGCAUCCGCGAGGCGGUGAGCCAGGUGCUCAAGGGCUACGACUGGACCCUGGUGCCGAUGCCCGUGAGGGUGAACGGCUCCUCCAAGUGCAAGCCGCACGUGAAGAGGCCCAUGAACGCGUUCAUGGUGUGGGCGCAGGCGGCACGUCGCAAGCUCGCCGACCAGUACCCGCACCUGCACAACGCCGAGCUGAGCAAGACGCUGGGCAAACUGUGGCGCCUCCUGAACGAGAACGAGAAGAGACCGUUCAUCGAGGAGGCCGAGCGGCUGCGCGUGCAGCACAAGAAGGACCACCCGGACUACAAGUACCAGCCACGCCGGCGGAAAUCCGUCAAGGGCUCCGGCGACGGGGACGCGGCGAGCCCCUGCGGAGCGGACCCCCACGGAGGGAUCUUCAAGGGGGUCCACGGCGAGGGCGGGUCCCUGGGUGACCCCAUAUCCCUGUCGGCCCACACCGGCCAGGCACAGAGCCCCCCCACCCCGCCCAGCACGCCCAAGACGGAGCAGGGCGCCAAGGCUGGCGGCGGAGACGCCAAGCGCCCCCUCCAGGCGCAAGAAAGUCAAACGUGCGUCGCUCCCACCGCCCCAAGCAUGGGGCACACUCAGCAGCAGCAGCAACACCACCAUCAGCACACGCAACAGCAGCACCACAAUCAACUCCACCACCACCACCAGCAGCAGCAGCAACAGCAGCAGCAGGCUGCGACCCCUGCUCGCCAGCACAUCGACUUCAGCAACGUGGACAUGGGCGAGCUGAGCAGCGAGGUCAUCUCCAACAUGGAGCCCUUCGACGUGAACGAGUUCGACCAGUACCUGCCGCACGGCCAGUACGGCUACGGCCUCGCGGCGGCGGCGGUGGCGGCCGGCUGGACGGCCAAGCUGCAGGAGCAGGAGCGGCCGACGCACAUCAAGACCGAGCAGCUGAGCCCGAGUCACUACAGCCAGCAGCAGCAGCAGGCUGCGGUACAGCAGCAGCAGCAGCAAAACUCGCCUCCGCCUCCACAGCAGCAGCAGCCGACGAUCAGCUACGGAUCGUUCAGCAUCCAGCACUACGGGCCGCCCUUCUCCGACCUGCAGAGUGCACGCUCGCAGCAGCAGCAGCAGCAGUACGACUACGCGGAGCACCACACCGGCGCCCACCACCACCACCACCAGCAGCAGCAGCUGCAGCACCACCACCACCACGGUGCCCUCCACCACCACCAACAUCAACAGCAGCAGGGCAGCAGCCACCACCAGCACUCGACAGCGGCCGUCAUGUCACCGUCGUCCUCUUCAUCGUCGUCGUCUUCAUCGUCGUCGUCAUCUUCAUCGUCGCCUUCGGCCGCGGCGACCGCCGCCGCGGCCGCCGCGGCCGCCGCCGCCGCCGCUUACUACGGCCAGAUGUCGGGGCACUCGCCGGGCCACCGGGCGAGUGGCCUCUACUCGGGCGGCUUCUCGUCGUACGCGGGGGCGGCGGGCCAGUGCUCGCUGUACGCGCCGGGUGGCGAGGCGGCGCCGCUGCACGCGUCCGUGGCGCCGGCGGCAGCGCACAGCCCCCAGCACUGGGAGCAGCCCAUCUACACGCAGCUCAGCAGGCCCUAGGGGGGAGGCAGCGGUGGACAAACACAGGCCCAGACGCCUUCGCGUUUCGAGGUGAUGUACUGGAUGCGGUGUGCCGGGCACGGAAAUUUUUGAUCCGGUCGGUGUGACCGAAAUGGAAACCCCGGGGGGGAGUGGGAGGUGUGGGGGAGUAAGGGGGAGGGGCCAGCCAAUACGGGCGAGUGGACAUUACCAUCACCGCUGCCACCACCGCCACCACCACGACAACAAAACACGUGGAAUGGCCAUCACAAACCCCCAAUCAUCAGAGACGACGGGCCCGGUAGUAACGAACACGGCCUUGCGGGAUGGACAGUCGUCGGGGAGAGUGCUGGCUUGUUGCUCCGGGUCAGCCUUGGGGGAAGAGACUUGCGGUUCGAGAGGGUCCGCACCCCAGUUGAAUUAUGGUCGCCGAAUGACUGGUCGGCUGAAGGCUGGUACGGCGAGCAACGGGACAUUUGGGGGAGCCUUGUCGAACAAACGCCUGCACUGUGGUUGGCAGUGCGUGCGUCUCUGCGGUGCUGAUGGUCAAACAGAACAAGAUGUGCUGUUCUCAUUUUUGGCUGAGGUGACCUAGGGGAGGCCUCGUGGAGUAAGGAAUUGAGUCUGGCUGGCAGGAUCAGAGCGCAGUGCGCGAACCACUAGGGUAAUGAUUUCCGACACCAUAACUGCCAGCACCACCGUCAGCUCCAUUUUCACCACCACCAUUACCAUGACUACAAACACCACCAUAAUCAGCACCACCACCAUCAGAACCACCACCAGAAUCAAAACCAACCCUACACCACCAGUACAAUUUACCAACACGACCACUAACCAUUACAACCGCCACCAUUACCAACACUACCACCACCGUCACCACAACCAGCACCAUUGCCAACACGACCACCAUUGCGAUCACCACCACCAGCACCACCAUCACCACCACCAUCAUUCGCACCACCACCACUGCAAAGCCACACGUAACACGCAGGAACACUACAUCCGCCAUGGCAGUCCACGGCCAAGCACCGGUUACUUUGCAAAAAAGUUCACGAGAACAAAUCGUUUGUGCAACACGUCUGCAUAUUUAAUAAUUAUUCGAAGGUGUCUUAAUCUCACUGUGCAAAUGUUUUUUUUUGCGUUGUUGCGUUUUGGUUUAUGAAGAUGUUUGAGUCUUUUUCGAGUCGACGCGAAUGUUGCUGUCGUUUUGCUUAUCACAUCUGUCGGGCGUUCGAGCUGUUGUAAAAAAAGAACAACGAAUGAGUGGCACAGUCGGAUGAGAUACAAAACAAUCCUCUGUGAGGACUAAAGAAGAUGCCUUCCCCUUUUCGAAGUCUUCCCUUAUGAUAAUAAUGAUUAAAAUAUAAAAAAGUGCUGGUAACAGUCUGUUUCCUGAUGAUGUCACCAUCGAUAUGAAGACGUUUUUGCAGUGGAGUCAUUGUUAUCGCCCCACCAACCCAUCUCGCCACGGUGGCUAGGAGAUGUUAACUACCUCGCCUGAUAUACAGGAGGUCGUGGGUUCGAUCCCGACCCUGACCAUGCCUGUAUACUUGGAGUUUGCAUGUUCUCCCCGUGGUCGCGUGGAUCUUCAUCCAAGUCCUCCGGUUUUUCCCUCCCACAUUUUAGAAUGAACAUCACGCGUUCAGAGUAUUUGGCUGCUACAAAUGUCCAAGUGAUGAUGAUAAGCCACUUCGUUGAGCUAUCAUUUGUGGCCAGGUCGCUUCUGAAAAAAAAAGAGCGAUAUAGCUCAGUGUGGGCCUUACCUGGUAAAAUAAAAAAAUAGUUUUUUUAGUUUUUUUUUCACACUCACCGACGAAUUCUCCGCGAGUCGAGCGAGGCUUGGCGAGGUCCUCUUCAUCCAGUGGUGGAUUGGCAAACAGGGCUGAUCCUCUGUAUCAAUGCAAACUGCAAGCCACGUUUUUCAUCGGUUUUGUUUGUUGUUCGGUUUAAACUUGCCCGUGCCCCGGGUGUGCGGAUGAGUGGCAUCGAACAAUAACAACAACAACAAAAACGUGAGCCAGUGUAAAUUGCAAAAGAGUGGCUCAGUCGUUGGAAGGAACCCGUCUGGGAAAUAAAAAAUAAAAGAAACAUCGCAGACCGAAGCGAUGACGGGUGCGACGUACAUCGCCUGCCGAUCUACGAUUUCCAACGUUUUUGUUUCAAUUCAUACGCAUUCAACGGAAGUGUCAUUUAGCGUACUAAAUGUGAUAAUUUUAUCAAGCGUGCAUAUUUUAUUGUUGUUACUUUUUUAAAACGUAUAAUUUUCAUUUGUUUUUCACUCUCCUUGCUGCCGUCCGUCCGCGAUAUUCUUAUUAUUAUAACUGAGUGAGCUAAAACAAUUUAAUCUGGAUUCUUUAUAUUAGUACAGUCUGUUUAUGGCUAUUAAUUUCUCAGAAAUUUCUUAUUCUUGAACGAUGAAAUGUUUUUAUUUUAGAUUUUUUUUUGUUGUUGUUGUAAACAUUUGCUUCGACAACGAUUCGACAGUUGGGAGGGUUUUGUUUUUCUCUCGUCAGAUCAUUCAUGGUGCCCAUUAAUUCUUGCGGUCCGCGUCCCAAUAUACCGUCGCAACCUGCAGUUCGUGUUGCCUCCUGGAGCCGAGAUUCGAAAAUGAACCUCACCCUCGUCGCAUUUGAGAUCGAUUGAGUUACAAUAGAGAGUUUAAUGCACUCGAAAAUUAACAUUGCUUACAGAAUUAUAUUUUGUACAUAGUAAUAAUAAACUUUCGGCAAGAAAAAUGCUUCUCGUUGCUUCGAUCUGUGUGUUUAUACGCCUGCUGUGCUUCACCGUACACAGAUCCCUGACGUAACCGCCACCCCCCCCCCCCACAGCAUCAGCUGAUGCGACGUCGCAAAACACCACCAGUGACGUCAAGCUGCCAGAAACAAA